This is a messenger RNA of Phyllostomus hastatus (greater spear-nosed bat), 1997 nucleotides long. RefSeq names its product clusterin like 1 (gene CLUL1). Lineage: Eukaryota; Metazoa; Chordata; Mammalia; Chiroptera; Phyllostomidae. The transcript has 9 exons. The record is from RefSeq and is a predicted model, not a curated record. Bases 112 to 1506 code for a protein of 464 amino acids.
GUUAAAUACCUGACACAUAUUAAAAUUAAAUUAGAGAAAAGUGAAGGUCCUUCCAGGAGCUGGCGGUAACCUCUCCAGAGAGAUACUAUACUUCGAAGUUAGUGCGGGAACAUGACGCUGCCACUCCUGGUGUUUAUUGUAUAUCUGCUGUGGUUGAAAGACUGUCACUGUGCACCUACUUGGAAGGACAAAACUGCUGUCCACGGAGACCUGAAGGGUUUUGCCAAGGCUAGGGAGAUAGAUGCUGAUGAAGAGGUGAAGAAGGCUUUGGUUGGUAUGAAGCAGAUGAAAAUCAUGAUGGACAGGAGAGAGGAGGAGCAUACAAAUCUAAUGAAAACCCUGAAGAAAUGCAGAGAAGAAAAACAGGAGGCCUUGAAACUUAUGAAUGAAGUUCAAGAAUACCUGGAAGAGGGAGAAAGGCUAUGCCAGGAGUCUCUGGCAGAUUCCUGGGACGAAUGCAAGUCUUGCCUGGAAAGUGACUGCAUGAGAUUUCAUGCAGCCUGCCGACCUCAUUGGUCCUCUAUGGAAAAUAUGAUUGAACAGUUUUUCAGGAAGAUAUAUCAAUUUCUGUUUUCUUUCCAUGAAGAUACUGAAAAAGAUCUCCCUUUUGGUGGAAAGGUCAUGGAGGAAGAUGCACAAGUGACCCAGAUAGAGCAUGUAUUCAGCCAGCUGAUGGUGGACGUGAGAUUUCUCUUUAACAAGAGUUUUAACGUCUUCAAACAGAUGCAGCAAGAAUUUGACCAGGCUUUUCAGUCAUAUUUCAUGUCAGAUACAGACUUACUUGAGCCUUACUUUUUUCCAGCUUUAUUCAAAGAGCCAAUGAGAAAAGCAAGUCCUGUGCAAAGCUGGGACAUUCCCAGCUUCUUCCAGCUAUUCAGUGAUUUCAGUCUCUCCUUUUAUCAAAGUGUCAGCACAGCGGUUACUGAGACGCUGAAUGCCACAGACGAUUCACCCAAACAACACAAAGACGCUGACCCUGCAAACCAGAGUUCAAAGACAGUACCUGUGCAGGACAGAGGGCUGUGUGGAGAACGUGGCCAGAAUUUGUCAGAAUGUGUCCAAGUUCAUGCAAGAUGCCAAAAAUGUCAGGAUUACCUAUGGAAAGAUUGUCCUGAUGUUCCUGAAUUACAUACAAAAGUGGAUGAGGCCCUUAAACUGGUCAACAUAUCCAAUCAGCAGUAUAUCCAGAUUCUGCAGGUGACUCAGCAUCAUUUGGGGGAUACUACAUAUCUGAUGGAGAAGAUGAGAAAGGAAUUUGGCUGGGUGACUGAACUGGCAAACCAGACUCCAGAAACUGAGAACAUCUUCAACUCCAUAAAGGUAGUUCCAGGCAUUCGCCAAGGAAAUUUUUCCAAACAAGAUGAAACAAUGAUGGACUUAAGCAUUCUGCCUUCCCCCAAUUUCACGCUGCAGAUCCCUCUUGAAGAAAGUGCUGAGAGUUCUAACUUUGUAAGCUACAUGCUGGAAAAAGCUGUACAGCAUUUUAAGGAACAUUUUAAAACUUGAAAGGUAAGAAGAUCUGAUACAUCCUACCUCCAGCAAGUAGAAUCAUCACCUUAGCUGAGACCUGAAAAUCCUGGAACACAUGGAAUAACACAGCAAAUGUAGUUGCAGGGAUGUUUGCCAUUUACAUGUUAUGGAGUAUUGUUAAUUCUCUUAGGUUGAAUGGCAGUCUAAAAACUAUUCACAUUGAGUUACAAUAAAAAUUCAUUUUCAAAAUACCAAAUGUACAUAUUACUAUAUUCUGUGGUACAUUAAUAGUUCUUUAUAUGUAUUUGUAUAUUAAACAUUAAAUCACCAAGGUAUCUGUGUUCUAUCACUUCUACUAUAUAUAUCCCAAUUUCUAAUUAACAAAGAAUUCUUCUUCAAUUUGCUCUUGAAUUUCAUGUAUAAUAAUUAACUUUUUGAAUAAAUCUAUGAUUCAUGCCUUUGUUUAGUAAAGAUCUAUGGCUUCUACAUAAGGUUUGUGUGUGUAUGUGUGGUAAAACAUACAUAAC